Molecule: messenger RNA, 2286 nt
Organism: Carassius carassius (crucian carp)
Lineage: Eukaryota; Metazoa; Chordata; Actinopteri; Cypriniformes; Cyprinidae
Product: F-box only protein 41-like
Exons: 13
Coding region: 199-2286 (695 amino acids)
Molecular function (GO): protein binding
Source: RefSeq, a predicted model, not a curated record
UCUUGAAAUGCUUCUAAAAUUACUGAAAUGUUCCUGAGACAUUCUUGACACACCCUUAAAGUUGCAGAAAUGUUCCUGAAACUUUCUUAAAAAGCUCCUAAAGUUCCUGAAACGUCCCUGAAAUGCUCCUGAACUCUGAAUGACCUCACCACUCGACUCUGGAGUUGUUUUUCAAGAGUGUUAGCACAUCAUUGCAGUAUGUCAACCAGCACAGAGCUGCCGUUAUGCUGCCCGACCUGCGGAGAGACGUGCGGGUUUGGAGAGCACCUGUCCAGCACCUGUCUGACCCCUCGCCGGAGCUCCGAGGGCGGACUGAUGUCCCUGUACGCCCAGCAAGAGACCGAGAUCAUCAGUCCUCUGCGACUGGAGCUUCUGGAUGCCCUGAGUUUGGCCCGUCCACUUCGAAACGUUCUCCUUCAGAGGGACUCACCCACCGUCCUGCCCUCGUCUCUGUCUCCAGUGCUAGCGGUCACCAUGAGCUCCAGAGCCGCAGAGGCAGAUGCUGGACACGCUGUGGCCCAGCUAGGAGUGCCUUGGCUGGGCAGGCUGGCGCUGGAGGCCCGUCUUCAGCAGCUGGCACUGGAGGUCCAGGAGCGUGUGUCACUCAAACUGGAGGCGCUGCAGGACGAGGUGCAGCGGAGGAGCGUGGAGGUGAGGCGGGCCAGGAGAGAGAGCGAGGGCUUGCACAGAGAGAAGCGGCAGGCGGAAGAGCGGACGGCCGAACUGGAGCGGCAGGUGGAUAUUUCCGUGGAGAUGCUGGCCAGCCUCAGAUACAAGCUGAGAGAGAGAGACGAACAACUGCGGCGCAAACAACAGGAAGUGUGUGACCUGGACAGGUUUGUGAGGGACACGGCGCUCCAGGAAGCCACUGCAAAGAUCCGUCUGCAGCGCUUCAUCGAGGACCUGCUGGAGAGAGCCGAGAGAGCCGAGACGCAGCUGCAGAACCUCUGCGAUGAUGUCACUUCCCCUCACAGACACCUGGCAGGAAGCAGAGCGUCAGGCUACCAGAGGAGCUACAGCGUGUCUGGGAUGAGCAGGAGAUCUUCUCGUCUGUCUGAUCACAGAGCUGCUCAAAACUACAGGUUCGAGAGGAGGAUGUGCACGCUGUCGGUGGGCUCGGGCGGCUGUGAGGGUCACUGCUCACUCCAACACACACACACUGACCACGAUUCAGACCACUGGUCACUUUAUACGACAGAAUCACAGGACGACACACAGCAACACACUGGAUACAGGACCUACAGCUGCAUAGGUCCAGAUCUGCACUGGUGUGUGAACAGAGCCAGUGAAUCGGCCGUGUGUUCGGAGCGUCUGCGGCUCACAGCGGCGCUCUUCUGUGUGUUCACGUAUCUGGACACGCGCUCGCUGCUCACCGCUGCUGAGGUGUGUAAGGAUUGGUGCAGUGUUGCACGUCAUCCUGCUGUUUGGACCACAGUAACACUGGAAAACGCACGUGUGUCAUCGAAGUUCCUGAUUAAUCUGUCUCAGUGGUGCUGUCAGACUCAGUCUCUCGUUCUUCACAACCUCAAACCUCGAUCUCGUGGCAAGGAAGAGAGCAAAGACCAGUACUUACGCAACACCAGGGGCGGACUGGAGGCGGGGCUGGAGGCGGUGCUGAAGUCAGGGGGGCGGAGUCUCGUCACUCUGAGCAUCUCUCAUUGCUCCAACAUUCUGACGGACAGGUCGCUGUGGCUGGUCAGCUGUCACUGUCGCUCGCUGCAGUCGCUCACAUACAGGAGUGAUUCGGAUCCGGUGGGACAGGAGGUGAUCUGGGCUCUGGGAGCGGGAUGCAGGGACAUCACGACGCUCCGGAUCACUCCUCUACAGCCGUGCCUGCAGCCUGGUCGCUUCGGUAACCGCUGCUUGCAGACGAUUGGCCGCUGCUGGCCGAACCUGUGUCGGGUGGGUGUGGGCGGGGCCAGCUGCGGCCUGCAGGGAGUGGCCUCUCUGGUGAGGAGCUGUGUGAACCUGUGUGAGCUGGAGCUGGAUCACAUGAGUGAAGUGAACCAGGAGUCAGCGGCGGAGAUCUGCAGAGACGGACUCCAGCAGCUGCACACGCUCAGCUUCAUCUCCACACCUGUCACCUCCAGAGCCCUUCUGCACUUCAGCAGUGUGUGUGUGAGUCUGAAGUGUGUGGUGGUUCAGUUGAGUAUCUCUGAUUACUUCGAGGAUGCCGAGAAUGAAGAAGCCAAGAGAUUAUUUGAGGAGAUCAUCAACAAACUACAGGCGUUGAGAAAGCGGCCGGGUCUGAGUGAAGUCCUGCAGAUCAGGGUCGAGAAACACUGA